AUGCAAAAUUUAGGCUCUUCCUUCCUCGAAAGAUCCGCAACGACUGAUGACCGCACGCUCGCUGCACCAGGUCCGCUGGCGACACGGAAGGAGAUGAGAUCCACUCCGCUGAGGGGCGGGCUGCCGGCGGAGACUCACAUCUCCCCCUUCCCGGAGGACGACGACAUCCUCCCCUCGAACGCGAGAGUGAAGGAAUGGCCGAGAGUCGAAAGACCCAGGGCUGGGUCUCAGGCCGAAAAAAAUGGCCAGAACGUGUGCAGCACGAAAGAAUGCGAAGAAGCCGCCGACGAGCUGAUGGCCGCGAUGAACACAACCGCGAAUCCCUGUGAUGACUUCUUCGUUUACACCUGCGGGAACUGGAUUAAGGAUAAUCCCAUCCCGUUCAACUCCAGCGUCAAGACCAUUAUUAACGACCUCCGGCUCGAACUCAACCUGAGGGUCAAAGAAAUCCUGAAAAGAAGGCCUUUGUCGAACGACAGCGCGUCCGUCCUGGACGCGAAGAGCAUGUUCGCCGCUUGCGUCGACAACGAAACCCUCGAGUCGCUGGGGCUCACCCGUCUCACCGACUUCAUGGGGCAACACGGCGGCUGGCCGAUGGCGACGGGCGGGGGCGACCCCGACUGGCAGGAGACGGCGGCCGCCUGGAUCAGGGAGGUCAUGCUCAACACGCUCGUCACGGUCUCCGUGGGGCCGGAUGACAUGGACACCGACAUGAACUUAGGCUCUUCCUUCCUCGAAAGAUCCGCAACGACUGAUGACCGCACGCUCGCUGCACCAGGUCCGCUGGCGACACGGAAGGAGAUGAGAUCCACUCCGCUGAGGGGCGGGCUGCCGGCGGAGACUCACAUCUCCCCCUUCCCGGAGGACGACGACAUCCUCCCCUCGAACGCGAGAGUGAAGGAAUGGCCGAGAGUCGAAAGACCCAGGGCUGGGUCUCAGGCCGAAAAAAAUGGCCAGAACGUGUGCAGCACGAAAGAAUGCGAAGAAGCCGCGACAGUUUUACCCAAGUUUGAUGGACGGAUUCGGAUUUUUCCCCCUCGAAUAAAUGCGGCCGACGAGCUGAUGGCCGCGAUGAACAGAACUGCGAAUCCCUGCGACGACUUCUUCGUUUACACCUGCGGGAACUGGAUUAAGGAUAAUCCCAUCCCGUUCAACUCCAGCGUCAAGACCAUUAUUAACGACCUCCGGCUCGAACUCAACCUGAGGGUCAAAGAAAUCCUGAAAAGAAGGCCUUUGUCGAGCGACAGCGCGUCCGUCCUGGACGCGAAGAGCAUGUUCGCCGCUUGCGUCGACAACGAAACCCUCGAGUCGCUGGGGCUCACCCGUCUCACCGACUUCAUGGGGCAAAACGGCGGCUGGCCGAUGGCGACGGGCGGGGGCGACCCCGACUGGCAGGAGACGGCGGCCGCCUGGAUCAGGGAGGUCAUGCUCAACACGCUCGUCACGGUCUCCGUGGGGCCGGAUGACAUGGACACCGACAUGAAUGUACUCUAUCUGGACCAGUCGAGCCUGGGCCUCUCCAACAGGGACGUGUACCUGAAUCCGUCGCUGCAUGUGAUCCUGGACCCCUACAAGGACUUGCUGAAGGGGACGGCGAAGCUGGUCAGGGACCAUCACGGCUCGGCCGUCACGGACGCUGCAAUCGAUCGGGAGGCGGAGGAGGUCAUCGCCUUCGAGGUCGCCCUCGCCGAGAUCGUGGUGCCGAGCUCGGACCGGCGGAACGUCACGGCCCGCUACAACAGGCUGAGCCUGGCGGAUCUUCAGAACGCGACCGACGCCGGCGCCCCGGGAGUCCUGGACCAGUCGAGCCUGGGCCUCUCCAACAGGGACGUGUACCUGAAUCCGUCGCUGCAUGUGAUCCUGGACCCCUACAAGGACUUGCUUAAGGGGACGGCGAAGCUGGUCAGGGACCAUCACGGCUCGGCCGUCACGGACGCUGCAAUCGAUCGGGAGGCGGAGGGGGUCAUCGCCUUCGAGGUCGCCCUCGCCGAGAUCGUGGUGCCGAGCUCGGACCGGCGGAACGUCACGGCCCGCUACAACAAGCUGAGCCUGGCGGAUCUUCAGAACGCGACCGACGCCGGCGCCCCGGGAGUCGUGAGUCAGCACGCAAAGAUCCAGCCAAAUUCAACGAACUACUUGCACUGGCGGUUAGUGUACGCGGUGGGGGACGAGACGAACGAAGAGAUGCGGGAUCUUUUCUUCAAUUACUCCAAGAUCAUCUCGGGGAUCAACGAGCCUCCAGCGAGGGAGGAUGAGUGUGCGAGUCUGGUGAACAGCAUGAUGGGGAUGGCCGUCGGGAGUGUCUACGUCUCCGAAUCCUUUCCAGCCACUGCAAAGGAGGAGGUGGAGCAGCUGGUGAAGGACCUGAAGGCGGCGUUCGAAGAGAUCCUGGACUCGAUCGACUGGAUGGACGCGGCGACGAGGAAGAAGGCGAAGGAUAAGAACGAUGCCAUUCGGGCCUUCAUUGGAUACCCCGAUUUCAUCCUCGAUCCAAAAGCCCUUGCCGAUUAUUAUGCUGGGAUCAUCGUGAACAACAGCACUCACCUCUGGAACGCCUUCAGCCUGCUCGGCUGGUCGUGGAGGCGACAGGCGGCGGGCGUGAACAAGCCGGUGCACCGGGACGCCUGGAUCACUCACCCGACCGUCGUGAACGCCUUCUACUAUCCCCGCAUGAACUCCAUCACCUUCCCGGCGGGGAUCCUGCAGAGUCCGAUCUACCAGCAGGGGAGGCCCGCGGCCAUGAACUACGGCGGGAUCGGCACGGUCAUCGGGCAUGAAAUCACCCACGGGUUCGAUAACUCCGGUCGCCAAUACGACGCCAAGGGAAACCUGGUCAACUGGUGGACGGAUGCGACGGCCGAUGCUUUUGUGGGAAGGGCACAGUGUUUCAUCGAUCAAUACAACGGAUACGAUGUCCCGGAACUCUCGGGUGUCUUAAACAGUAUGAAGUUGAAAAGUAUUUUCUCUUUGUACGUUCACUAUAUAGCAGGUUCUACCUUUCUAAGAGAUUUCCAUCGUGAUUAUAAGCCUGGUGCUUAUAGACGCGAUAAAGAGCAUUCACACGUGAACGGUGUCGCGACUCUGGGAGAGAACAUAGCUGACAACGGAGGGUUGAGUGAGGCCUGGCUGGCCUACCUCAAAUACAUCGACCGAAACGGAACGGAACCCUCCCUCCCUGGUCUCAACCUCACGACUCAGCAACUCUUCUUCGUCGCUUCUGCCUACAACUGGUGCGGUCACAGCACCGUGAAGUAUCUGCUGAACCAGAUCUUGAACGGGGUGCACAGUCCGGCCAAGUUCAGGGUCUACGGACCCCUGAGCAACAACGUCGCCUUCGCCAAAACCUUCGGUUGCAAGGCCGACGACUUCAUGUUCAACGGGGUCGACAGCUGCGUCAUCUGGUAA
Molecule: messenger RNA, 3405 nt
Organism: Darwinula stevensoni
Lineage: Eukaryota; Metazoa; Arthropoda; Ostracoda; Podocopida; Darwinulidae
Source: the annotation of a GenBank genome assembly